Molecule: messenger RNA, 1272 nt
Organism: Nymphalis io (European peacock)
Lineage: Eukaryota; Metazoa; Arthropoda; Insecta; Lepidoptera; Nymphalidae
Product: nucleolin-like
Exons: 7
Coding region: 180-1217 (345 amino acids)
Molecular function (GO): RNA binding
Source: RefSeq, a predicted model, not a curated record
CAAAAUAAGGCAAUAUAUAUUUAUUUAGCUUAAGGUUUUAGUAUUUUCGGUGUGAAAUCGUGCUACAGUUUUUUUAAUAAUAUAUAUAUUUUUUAUUUAUAAAUUUAUAUUUAAUUGAGUUUAGAUAAACCAAUUAAGAUAUAUACUUCUUAGCCGCAUUAUAUAACCUCAAAACCCUCAUGGCGAAGCUAAGUGAGGUAAGCCCUGUAAAGCCUGACAUAAAGAAAAAAAAAAGGAGACAAAAGAAAAACAAAGCAAAGAUUGUCAAAACAGAGCCUCUUAACAAGAAUAGUGAAGACAAUGUCAUUACUAAAAGUGAAAAGGAUAAUAAAAUUGAAGACUCCAACCAAAGUUAUGUGAAUGAACAGAAUGUUAUAUCAGAAGAGUUAGCUGAGAAGUAUCCAGUGUUGAAAAAUGAGGACUUGGUAAAAAAGUUCCUCGGGGUUGCCAUGACAAAUAAUCAGAAAGGUAGAAUCCGUCAACAACUAAGAGACAAUCUGAAAGGGACGUCUGAAGUUCUUCUACCAGAAGUAAUUCACAGCAGGAUACAAGCUAUUGUCAAAGACAUAAUAAAACUGACAGACUCAGAGCUGAGAAAAAUAAGAAUACUGUAUAAUAUGCUUAAAAUGUCGAUCCUAUCUGAAUCUACCUCAUCAAAGGUAGAGAAAAAGAAGAAAAGGAAAAAGAAUAAAAAGCCAAAGGUUGAGGUAAAUGUAGAUGCAGAUAAAAAAGAUAUAAAAGGAGCCACAGAUAAUAAUGAUAAACCCAUUGUUAAAGUAGAAAAGGUGGAAUCGAAGAAGACAAAGGGCCCUAAACGAUACGUUGUGUUUGUUGGAAACUUGCCGCUAGAUAUUGAUAGAGAAAAACUAACUCAUCAUUUCUACGAGAUCAGGGAACACAUAGUAGACGUGAGGAUACCGAAGCCCGCUGAGGGGAAGAAGAGUUCGAUUGCUUAUGUGGAGCUGAAGAACGAACCCAGCUUUGAGCUGGCGCUCUCCAAACACCACUCCAUGCUGGAAAACCGCAGAAUAAACGUUCUUUACACGACGCAGCAGAACAGCAAAAUAACUAAAACCGAGGCGAAGAGUAAGUCAGCAAAGAUCGUCGCUUUGCAGAAGUCAGGAAAAUUAAUGGGCAGUAUCUCGCUGAACAAGAAACGUAGUCACCGCAGGAUGAAAGCGAAGAUGGCCAAAGCACAACUAGAAGUUCAAUCCUGAACAAUGUUUCCUCAAAGGAUUUUUUUUUUAUAAUAUUAAAAUUGUUUCUUUUUUA